Perognathus longimembris pacificus (Pacific pocket mouse) is the source of this 1350-nucleotide messenger RNA. RefSeq names its product transmembrane protein 165-like. Gene Ontology annotation, cellular component: Golgi apparatus. The record is from RefSeq and is a predicted model, not a curated record. Gene Ontology annotation, biological process: Golgi calcium ion homeostasis; manganese ion transmembrane transport; calcium ion transmembrane transport. NCBI's taxonomy places the organism in Eukaryota, Metazoa, Chordata, Mammalia, Rodentia, Heteromyidae. Gene Ontology annotation, molecular function: calcium ion transmembrane transporter activity; manganese ion transmembrane transporter activity.
AUGGUUGAAACCUAUAACCCUCUUUGUGACACUGGUCCUCCUUCUCUCCUUGGACCCCCUCGGAUGACCACCUCUUUUGAGUUUGCAUGUGCUUGCUGUGUCCUGCUCACCAAGGAGCCCCUAAUACACAGAGCGACCACGGUGCCUCGGCUGCUUCUGCUCCUGCUGCUUCCGCUGCUGUGGGCCCUGAUCGGGGUCCGGGCGGACCCGGAUGAAGACCUCAGCCACCCGAACAAGGAGCCCCCGGCGCCCGCCCAGCAGCUGCAGCCCCAGCCCGUGGCCGGGCAGGGCCCGGAUCCCGCCCGAGCUGAGAAAGGAUUUACACCAGCAGCUCCAGUUCAUACAAAUAAAGAAGAUCCAUCUGCCCAAACGAAUCUGGGCUUUAUCCACGCAUUUGUCACUGCCAUAUCAGUCAUCAUUGUGUCUGAGUUGGGUGACAAGACAUUCUUCAUCGCUGCCAUCAUGGCUAUGCGCUGUAACCGCCUGACCGUUAUGGCUGGAGCCAUGCUCGCCUUGGCCCUGAUGACCUGCCUAUGGGUUUUGUUUGGCUAUGCUACCACAGUCAUCCCCCGGGUGUAUACAUACUAUGUUUCAACUGCGUUAUUUGCCAUUUUUGGCAUUCGAAUGCUGCGGGAAGGCUUAAAGAUGAGUCCAAAUGAGGGUCAAGAGGAACUGGAAGAAGUUCAAGCAGAGUUAAAGAAGAAAGAUGAAGAAUUUCAACGAACUAAACUUUUGAAUGGACCAGGAGAUGUUGAAACGGGUACAAGCACAACAAUACCUCAGAAAAAGUGGUUACAUUUCAUUUCACCCAUUUUUGUUCAAGCUCUUACAUUAACAUUUCUAGCAGAAUGGGGAGAUCGCUCUCAACUCACUACAAUUGUUUUGGCAGCUAGAGAGGACCCCUAUGGUGUAGCAGUUGGGGGAACAGUAGGACAUUGCUUGUGCACAGGAUUGGCAGUCAUUGGAGGAAGAAUGAUAGCACAAAAAAUCUCUGUCCGAACUGUGAUAAUCAUAGGAGGCAUCAUGUUUUUGGCAUUUGCAUUUUCUGCACUAUUUAUAAGUCCUGAUGCUGGUUUUUAACAAGCUAUUUGUUCGUCUGGAUUUAGCUUGAGAUAGGUAACUCUUGUCUUUCUGUACAUAGUGUACUUAAACUAAAAGUAAUGGAAAAUACUGUAUUUUGUAUCACUGAUUUGUGAGUUUGACCCAUUUAAUGAAAGUAUUAUGUCCAAAAGAGAUAAUCAUUGAUUCUAUUUGUAAAAUGGAGUUUUAAAAGAAACUUAACUUCGAAGUGUGGAUUCUCCUGAAGUAAAAUUAUGUUAACUGUUAGCUCCCCAUUUGUAUUUUGGUAUA